AUGUUGCUGUUUCAGAAAAAACUGAGCCAGUUUGGCUGUUCACAAGCUGGUAAAAACAAAUGGGUGGAAAUGGGAAAGGAAGUGUCUAGGAAGGUUCAACAUGUUGAAGAAGUUGCUUUUACAAACAGAGGAGGGACUGGUUUGUACCAUUCUUAUUUCAAAAACAACAAUGAACUUGACAAAGAAAGUCUCAAUUCUCUCAAAGCCAGAAAACUCAUAGCACCACAAUAA
This is a messenger RNA of Arabis nemorensis, 231 nucleotides long. The record is from the annotation of a GenBank genome assembly. Lineage: Eukaryota; Viridiplantae; Streptophyta; Magnoliopsida; Brassicales; Brassicaceae.